Molecule: messenger RNA, 873 nt
Organism: Vitis riparia (riverbank grape)
Lineage: Eukaryota; Viridiplantae; Streptophyta; Magnoliopsida; Vitales; Vitaceae
Exons: 1
Coding region: 1-873 (290 amino acids)
Molecular function (GO): DNA binding
Source: RefSeq, a predicted model, not a curated record
AUGGAGGGGGAGCAUCCAGAGCGCAUGGAGUGCUUUAAAUGCAAGAGAAAGCGCUUAAUGAGAGAGAAAACUCUCAAGAGGCCUUUCCUGGAAGAAGAACCCAGAAAGAGGAAAAGAUCAAGGACUGGAACGUUAGUGAUUGAAGAAAGGAAUGGAGAAGACCGAGUACCUGAGAAACUGAGCAUAGAGGAAGAAGAAGAGCCUUGGAGACAGAUGGAAAUUUACAUUGAAGAUGAAGAAGACCAAGUAUCUGAGACAUACAAGGAAGACGAGAGGCCUGUGGAAGAGGAACCUGAGAAACCAAGCAUAGAGGAAGAAGAAGAUCCUUGGAGACCGAUGACAAAUUUUGUCGAAGGUAUUAUUGAACAUUUACACGAUGACUUGGAAAAUCAGUGGAAUCUCAGGAUGGAGCAGAAUAUUGGAGUUGGCCUUGAUCUUCCGAGGGUGGAGAUGGAUGAAGGUGAAGAUCCUCCUCCAGAGCUUCCGGAAGAUUUUAAAGUUCGCAUAAGAGAAAUGAAUGGCACCCAUCCGAUUCUGGUUUUAGAGAAGCAGUUGUUUAAGACUGAUAUAAACAAAGGUGAAAACAGAUUAUCCAUGCCCUUGAACCAAAUCCGAAGGGAGUUCUUGAGUGAAGACGAAAAGAUGAGGGUGGUGGAAGGAAUGCAAGUAAAACUAAUACAACCAUCUCUGGAAGAAACAACAGUAACCUUCAAGAAAUGGAAGAUGAAGGAAAGUUGUCAUCUUUACGUUUUUACGAGGGAAUGGAAGUUGAUAGUGCAUGACAAUUCACUUGAGGCAAGAACUCGAAUUCAAGUAUGGUCCUUUCGGGUUGGGUCCGAAUUGUGGUUUGCUCUUGUUAGGCUUAACCCAUGA